Messenger RNA from Triticum turgidum subsp. durum (durum wheat), 2214 nucleotides. The record is from the annotation of a GenBank genome assembly. NCBI's taxonomy places the organism in Eukaryota, Viridiplantae, Streptophyta, Magnoliopsida, Poales, Poaceae.
AUGGAUUUGGCAGAAUCUACAAAGGCCCUGUUGCAAGUAUGGAAGGAACGGGACAUUCAGAUGACGGUGCUCACCAGCCUCACGGUGCAACUCUUCCUGCUAUUCACCGGUGACCUCCGGAGGCGCAGAAUCAGUGGGUUGCUUAGGUCCAUAAUUUGGCUGGCAUACGUGGGUGCUGAUCCUGUUGCCAUCUACGCCAUCGGCCUUUUUACCGAGGAAACACAUAAUUUAAGAAGGGAGCAAUCAUCGGGGGAUCAGACGCUGCGGCUCCUUUGGGCACCCUUUCUCCUCCUUCACCUAGGAGGACAGGACACCAUCACUGCCUUCUCCAUCGAGGACAACAAUCUGUGGCUGCGGCACUUGCUCAAUCUGGUGCUCCAAGUCACUCUAACCUUGUAUGUCUUGUGGAAGUCGUUUGAGAAAUUGGAAGUGCAGCUGCUAGCCAUUGCCAUACCAAUUUUUGUUGCUGGGACAAUCAAGUACGGGGAGAGGACAUGGGCACUCUAUAACGGGAGCCGAGACUACCUCGGUAGUGGCUACGAGAGGGAGGAGAAACCGCGACGGGAUUACAGAAGUACUCAUUGUGGUGAUGUCAUGGCAACUUAUGCUCUUAACACGGUACUCCGUGUCAGAGGAUUGCUUGUGGGACGAACAUUGUUCCAACUGGGAUGGGAGAGUCAGAAGGAGCUGGUGGGUGAUUUCGCAGUGCAUGGACAGAGAGAAGGGAAGCUCAAGAUCGUCAUGGUGGAGCUUGGCAUGAUGUACGAUCUCCUCUACACCAAGGCCGUGGUGUUGCAAAGCCGGAUCGGUCGCAUACUCCGGUGCUUUGCCGAGAUGUGCAUGGUGGUGGCCUUUGUGCUCUUCGUGGCAAACCCCAGGUUGCAUGCCCACCACAGCAGAGCCAAUAUCGUCAUCACCUAUACAUUGUUUGUUGGGGCCAUGUUUAUGGAAUCUUGUUCAGUCUCCAUGGUGAUAGUAUCAGUCUGGACAAGGGCGGGAUCGAAAAAAGGCAGCUUUCUCUAUUGGUUGUCUUGCAGUGCUUCCUCUCUUUGGAACGCCGUCAUGCGACGAUUUCAGACAAAUCAGCAGCAGCAGCCGUCCAUGGGGCAAUUUAACCUUGUAGACUACUCAAUUUAUGAGAAAUGCAUGCCCAGCCUCAUCUCCAAGGUCAUCACUGCACUGGGUCUGGAGAAAAAAUGGAGAAAUAUUUGGCAUGUCCAUCACAUCAAGGUGGACAACGAGAUGAGCAACUACAUCGAGACAUUGCUCUGCUCUGGGGUGGGAUCCCAGCGGCUAAAUCUUGGCCGGGAAAUGAACUAUGUGUUGAGAGCUCCUUUCGAGCAUGCCCUUUUCCGUCUACACAUCUUUACAGACAUGCAUUUGAGCAGGGUAGACUUACCAGGAGACGAGGAGACGGCACAGCUUGCGGCGGAGUGCAGGAAGCUAUCACAGUAUCUUAUUUACCUGAUGGCGGUUUACCCUUCCCUGUUGCCGGUGAGCAACGCCGCGCAAGAUCUUGAACACUUCUACGUCAAGUGGGUCAGAGACAAUACAGGCAGCAAUACCAUGAGAAAGCAAGAGAUUCUAAACAAGUAUGCAACUGAAAAGCUCUACAACGAGGAGGCCUACUCGAGGUCUCCCUUCGAACUGCUACCUCCUUCUGCGGAAUCGUUGAGGGUGAUAAAGGAGGUGUGGGCGAGGCUGCUCAUCUACGCGGCUGCCAAGUGCCCCGUGGAGCUACAUGCGCGGCAGCUCAGCGACGGGCUCGAGCUCCUCACCGUCGUCUGGUUGCUUAUGCUGCAUCAUGGUGCUGGGGAUGUGGGGUGGAGGGAGGUCGACCUCGUGGCAUCUGAUGACUCUGCUAUGCCUACAGCGGAGGCACUGGUGCCGUGCCAAGGAAGUAACUGGAUACGGCGUCAACCCAGGCAUCUCUACGCCUUUGAGUUCCAGCAAACACAAGAAGCGACAGCAUUUGUGGCAUCUUGGGCUCCCCUGCUUCCGGCAGAUGGUGUAGAUUUGACGGAGGAUAUUUUGCAAGGAGUGAUGUUCGGCUCAUUGCAACCCGCAGUACCCUCGUCACCAACGAACAACUCCACCGAAACAACAUCAGAGAUAGAGGAAACAACAUCAGAGACAGAGCAAGAUGGUCAUGUAGAACGGGGCAAAGAGCAUGCAGUGGACGUACCACCGGAGAUUGAGCACAAGGGCAAAUGA